AUGACGACUUCACUGCCCCAAAACACCUACCCUGAUCCGGAGUACGAGAAGGCCCACCUAGAUACCUUCUCGUCGCCAGGAUCUCGACCAAUCAAGCCUGUCCUGCCGCCUGGUAUUUCCCAGGAGAAGUUCAACAAGGCAUUGCAAGAGCUCGUCAAAGUCGUUGGACAAGACGCGGUGUUUGUCGGGGAUGCAUUGGCCCACUAUGUCGAUCCGUACGAUAUUCACGAGAAUGACGAUACAAAGCGCAAAGUACCGAGUGCUGCUGUCUGCAACUUUAAUGACCUGCGCGAAGUAAUCCGUGUUGCCAACGCAUUCGGCAUCCCGUUGUGGACCUUUUCAAGAGGCAAGAAUCUUGGGUAUGGCGGUCCCGCUCCUCGAGUCAAUGGCACCGUGGCCCUAGAUCUGCACCGUAUGAACAAAAUCCUAGAGGUUAACGACGAAUUUGCGUAUGCCGUUGUCGAACCCGGUGUUACGUUCCACGAUCUGUACAAGUACUGCGUCGAACACAAAAAGAAGGUCUGGCCAAGUACGCCCUCCCUUGGCUGGGGCAGCGUCGUGGGCAACACACUCGAUAGAGGAUGCGGCUUCGGGGGUCAUUCAAGUCAUCACCAAUCCAUUGCAGGCCUCGAGGUCAUGCUUGGUGAUGGAGAUGUGGUGCGGACGGGACAGUUCGGAAUCUCCAACUCGCCUUCGGCAUUCCUUUCCAAAUACACAUUCGGACCAUCCGUGGAGGGCUUGUUUGUCCAGAGCAAUCUCGGCAUCGUCACAAAGAUGAGCAUCUGGCUGAACCACCAGCCGCAGGCGUUCGGGUUCUGCUCCGUUUCGGCACCCGACGAGGAUGAUAUUGGAGCCAUGGUCGAUGUGCUCGGCAAGAUGCGAAGAAACGGCAUGAUCCCCAAUGUUGUCUGGACGACCAACUUUGUCGAGUGGCUCUGUAUACAGGGCAAACGUCGGAACUUCUGGAAGGGCGAAGGCCCAAUCCCGGACUGGCGCUUGAAAGAGCUGCAGAAGGAGUUCGGCGUCGGUUGGUGGCUCUCAAGAUUUGGUCUUUAUGGUCCAAAGAGAGUUAUCGAAGCCCAGAUUGCCGAGAUCAAGGAACAAAUUGCCAAGGAGGCUCCAGUCUGCACAGUCACCAGCCAUAUCUAUGCUGGGGAGAACGGACAGCUUCUCGACGCCCAAUCGGUCCCCCCUGAGCACGGCCUCUUUCUCGUGGGAGUCCCCUCCAUGUUCAGUCUACCACUGAUGGAGUGGCCGAUUGUUCGAGCCCAGGGAAAACCAGCGCAUGGUGACUAUGCGCCAGUGAUCCCAUCUUCCGGCAAGAGGAUCGUGGAGUGGAUGAAAUUCUGCAAGAAGGCCUACGCGGAUGCGGGCGUUGAUCUCAUGGCAGACUUUUUCAUGCAUGAACGCCAUGUGAUCUUCACUAACAUGUACGCGUACGAUCAGCAAGAUCCAGUUGACUGUAAGAAUGUUGGGGACUUGUACAUGAGCAUGUACGGAGAGGCCAAGAAACAGGGCUACGGAAUGUAUCGUGGCCAUGUCAAUCACAUGGAUUUGAUCGCUGAGCUUAACGACUUCAAUGACCACGCAUAUAACCGGUUUACAGAAAAGAUCAAGGAUGCUCUUGAUCCAAAUGGCAUUCUAUCACCUGGGAAGCAAGGAAUAUGGCCUCAGAAACUCAGACAUUUGCGGGAGACAGUCGAGAAGUCUCCGAGGAAGAGCAAGAUCUGA
Messenger RNA from Thyridium curvatum, 1731 nucleotides. RefSeq lists its product as uncharacterized. Gene Ontology annotation, cellular component: mitochondrion. The record is from RefSeq and is a predicted model, not a curated record. Lineage: Eukaryota; Fungi; Ascomycota; Sordariomycetes; Thyridiales; Thyridiaceae. The coding region runs from base 1 to 1731 and encodes 576 amino acids. The transcript has 6 exons. Gene Ontology annotation, molecular function: D-lactate dehydrogenase (cytochrome) activity; FAD binding; D-lactate dehydrogenase (NAD+) activity. Gene Ontology annotation, biological process: lactate catabolic process.